AUGUCCUGCGAGGAGCAGCUGAGGAACGGGGGGUGCCUGGCCUCAAGAAAAGGAGCCUUUGGGGACGGCCACCGUUCGCUCUGUAAUUCCCUGAGACAAGGCUGGGAAAUUGCUGGUAUCUUCCUGUCUUUUAUUAAACCUUUUAGAAUCUCCCAGGAACGUGAACCUCGUUUUUCCCAACGGCGAGGCGGUCAGGCAUUGGAACAGGUUGCCCGGAAGGCGGGGGAGUCGCCAUCCCCGGAGGCGCUCAGGCGCCGUGAGGGGCAGCCCAUCUUGACGGCGGGCACGGUGCUGCCGGCCUUCUUCAUCAUCGGCCUCAUCUUCAUCCCCAUCGGCAUCGGCAUCUUCGUCACCUCCAACAACAUCCGCGAGUACGAGAUUGACUACACAGGAACAGAACCUUUUAGUCCCUGCAACAAAUGCUUAAAUGUGUCCUGGGACAGCCCUUGUACAUGCACCAUCAAUUUCACACUGGAACAUUCAUUUGAGAGCAAUGUAUUCAUGUACUACGGACUUUCCAACUUUUAUCAAAACCACCGUCGUUACGUGAAAUCUCGAGAUGACAGCCAGCUAAAUGGAGACAACAGUUCACUACAUAAUCCAAGUAAGGAAUGUGAGCCUUACCGCACAAAUGAGGACAAACCCAUUGCUCCUUGUGGAGCUAUUGCCAACAGUAUGUUUAAUGAUACACUGGAGUUAUACCGCAUUGAUAAUGACACAAGGACUCCGAUUACUUUGAUCAAAAAAGGCAUUGCAUGGUGGACAGAUAAAAAUGUAAAGUUCAGGAAUCCUACAGGAGAUGGAAACAACUUAACUGCACUUUUCCAAGGCACAACAAAACCUGUGAACUGGCCCAAGCCAGUGUAUAUGCUGGACCCAGAGCCUGACAACAACGGCUUUAUCAAUGAGGACUUCAUCGUGUGGAUGCGCACAGCUGCUCUGCCAACCUUUCGCAAGCUCUAUCGUCUCAUCGAAAGGAAGAAUAACCUUCAGCCUACCUUACAGGCUGGAAAAUACUCUUUGGAUAUUGCAUACAAUUAUCCUGUACACAGUUUUGAUGGACGAAAAAGGAUGAUCCUGAGCACCAUCUCGUGGAUGGGAGGCAAAAAUCCCUUCCUGGGAAUUGCUUACAUCACUGUUGGGUCCAUAUGCUUCUUCUUAGGAGUGGUAUUGCUGUUCAUUCAUCACAAAUAUGGCAAUCGAAACACCAGUGCUGACAUUCCCAAUUAAUCUUGCAUUCUGAAAAUAACUGUACUGCAUGUGCAUCAAGGCCAGUCCAGAAUGGACCCAGUUUUUGAAAGACAAAUCUCUGCUUCUGUCAUUUCUGAGACUGGGUGCAUAAUUUUUACCUAAAGCUCCCCUUUCCCACACUGUGGAUUAACUCUUGAAAAUGACGGGUAUACAAUUAGCUCUAUUGAUUGUAUCUCAGCCUAUAUCAGAAACAAUUUUUCUGAUGUUUGCCUCUAACUGGGCAGGCCACAUGAUGCAUAUAGCUCCUGUUCCCUUGAUGCAUCUGCUGCUUGUUCAUGUGCUAUGUCAUGUUGGUAUGAUUCAGUACAUUUAGAUUGUGUGGAGAGAGAUGGUUAUAAGAUGCUGUAAAUUGCUGACUUUCCAGAAUUCAGGUGUCGGUGCUGUUGGAAGAAGUCAAGUCUUAAAUGUUUUCUUCGAUUUACUGUCUUGUGUGCAUGGGCUCCUACAUUUCUUGCUGAGAUUUUAAUAUAUUUAUACAAGUUGUUAAAUAUUUUUCCUGUGUCUAACCACCUCUGUUAUAUUAAAUCCUUUAAGUGCUCUGUAAACUUCAGCACUCUGGAUUCUUUGUAUAUUUACAAUAUAUGUGCCUGGCCAGUAAAUGAGCAUCCUAUGAAAAUACCAGAAAAUCUAUUUGUUAAUUAUCUAUAUGAGACCCUUUAAAAGAUUGAUCUAAAUUGGGACAUGAUUGUUGCAGGUAUAAUAUUUUUCUAAUUUUCUUUGCUUUAAGUCAUAUCCAGUACUAAUUCACUUUUUGCUGGUUUUGCUUUUUAUGAGCAGCACCAAGCAUUAAUCAAGAAGAACUUAAAAGGUUUUUUUGAUUCAUACAUUGGGUGAAUUCCUUUUACUUGGAGGAGUUUCCUAAUUUUUUUAAAGCAUAUGUAUUCUGAGCAGGCUUUGUUUUAAGGGAACUGUAUACUUCUUUCCUUAUUUGGAGUGAACACCACAUUAAUUUUUUGCGGUGUUAAGGAAGUAGACUAGAAGUUCAGAAGUUGAGAUGGCAGUGACAUUUUUCCCUGAAAUGCAGGUUUAGCUUGCUGUGAAACAUAAUUUAAAUACUGCAGUUAGACACAAUGUGCAGGUUAGUGUCUUAAAUUACAGAAGGAUUCACUUUUAGGUUAAUUAAAAGUUAACUGCAACCUGUAAAAUAUUACUUUUUGGUGACUUUUUUUUAGAUGAUGCACAGAAACUGUAAUGUAUAUGGUGGAGAUCACUUUAUAUGCAAUUAGCUUGAUAAAGUAUGGAGUAUAUUAAAAGAGACUUAAUAAAUUCUGCAAACCAUUUAGUAAGAGAUUUGGUUUUGUUCUUGAACAUGUAUUUAUUUUUAUCUGGAUGAAAAUAUAUCAUUAAGUGUAAAUGCAGUUUUAAAUGAGUUGUAUUUCUGGGAUUGCAUAUUUAUUUAAAAAAAUGCACGGUCUAGUAGCUUAAUCUACAAGCAACUUUAAAAAAAACUAUUAAUUUAUCACAUAAUCACAUGACUGGUUUUACUUAAUUAUUUGUAUAGCCUAAGAGUUGAAAUGUGUGAGUCUGGAUAAACUGGAAUGAGGCAGCAUUUCCAGCAUGCUAGCUCUCUAUAACUCCAUAUAAUAAUUUAUUUGUAUAGUACAGCCACGGCUUUCAAAUAGAUUUUAUUUACAGUGUUGUAUUCAUGUAGCUGGAAUUACAGAAUAAGGGUAAUGUACUCUCAAAAACUUGCAGAAUGUGUUAAACUGGCUUUCAGCUGUAGACUAGCUGCUAGUCCAAGAUAGAGUAAAUGAGCACGGGGAUGUCUCACAAUUAGUGGUUAUUAAAAUAUUUUGAUUUUUAAACUUUGUCACUUGAAAUGCAAAUAUAUUCUGCUUCAUUCCUAUUUUUUUCCAAGUGGGAAAGUCUACUUUUUGGGCUGUGCUGAAAAUUAAAAAAGAAGUGUUUUUCUGUCUUCACCUUGUAAUAUUUUUCAAUGCCUUUUUCUUUUUUCUUCUACUUUUUUUUUUUACUAUAGCUGCCAAUGUAUCUUUAAUCUAAAUGAAGUGCACCAGAGUGAGAAUUGCGGUCUGGUUAUUGUGGCAAUUAAGUUCUCUGAGAGUGUUAUAGCAGUAAAUACAUGGGACAGUGUGCCCAUGGAACUUAAAAUGCUUAUAAGAGUUUAAAAUAUUGGUCAAAUUUGUAAGCUCUUCCUUCACUCAUGCUCCUUUGUCUGGAUGUCAUGUUGGUAACUAUGGAGAUCCUUGGAGGAUCCUUGGAAUCUUUCAAGGAUUAAUUAUGAAUAUCAAACCUUGAAGGAUGUAAGUUUUGGGUUUUUUUAAUAGAAAUUUCUGAGGGAGGAAAGGCCAUGAACAGUGUAGAUUAAGUAACCAUCUGCAAAUGGAGCAAUGAGAAAGGCUGGUUGGAUUGGAUUCACAGGAAAUGUUAAUGACUGCACCUUUCUCUCACAUGCCUUACUUGCAGUGGGAAAAGAAGAGUUAGACUAAGUUGAAGAGAUUGCUUAGGGGAAAAAAGUGACAUAAGUCUAAAUCAGGUACCUACAGUAAAUUAAAAAAAGUUACUGGAGUGCAACUGCUGAAGACAAAGAACAUUGCAUAAACACAGAGUAAUCUGAUCUUCAGAGUUCCUGUGACAAGACAAUGGUUUCUGAUCUUUCCUGAAAAUGUGAUCUACCCGUGGUAUUACGUAAGUUU
This is a messenger RNA of Ficedula albicollis (Collared flycatcher), 3905 nucleotides long. RefSeq names its product transmembrane protein 30A (gene CDC50A). The record is from RefSeq and is a predicted model, not a curated record. Gene Ontology annotation, cellular component: Golgi apparatus; plasma membrane; endoplasmic reticulum. Lineage: Eukaryota; Metazoa; Chordata; Aves; Passeriformes; Muscicapidae. Gene Ontology annotation, biological process: phospholipid translocation. The transcript is spliced from 9 exons. Bases 1 to 1230 code for a protein of 409 amino acids.